Messenger RNA from Aspergillus pseudonomiae, 846 nucleotides. Its product is annotated as putative cysteine dioxygenase. The record is from RefSeq and is a predicted model, not a curated record. The transcript has 3 exons. Lineage: Eukaryota; Fungi; Ascomycota; Eurotiomycetes; Eurotiales; Aspergillaceae. Gene Ontology annotation, molecular function: ferrous iron binding; cysteine dioxygenase activity. The coding region runs from base 69 to 719 and encodes 216 amino acids. Gene Ontology annotation, biological process: L-cysteine catabolic process.
CUUGCUCAACCACUCCUCGGGGUUUCUCAAAGUACUACAAUCACCCAUUCGGAUUCAAAAUCGAAAUCAUGUUGGCUUCCGCGAUCCAAUUGCCUCUCCCGUUACCGCAUCCGUCGCCAUACAAUCACCGCUUCUUACCUCCCACAUAUGAUCUACAAGAUCUCGUCCAUGACAUCAAGUCCUACCUAGGAGAUACCUCGGGUAUCGAUUCAUCAGAUGUAGACCAUGAGCACCUGAUAGCCCUGGCGCAGAAGUAUAUCUCAAAUCCGAAUGAUUGGCUGCGGUUCUUCUACAACGACCCGAGUAAGAACUAUACCCGCAAUGCUAUCGAAAACAUCAACCACAAGGCGAACAUUCUGCUGCUGGUAUGGAAUCCAGGCAAAGGCUCGCCCAUCCACGACCAUGCCAACGCCCAUUGCAUCAUGAAGGUCUUGGCUGGCGAAUUGACUGAAACGGUCUACCAUCCUCCCAGCAGCGAAGGCAACGAGACAAGCCCGCUCCAGCUCAAACACCAAAAGCGAUACCAGACAGACCAGGUGACAUAUAUCUCAGACGAUAUUGGUCUUCAUCGGGUUCACAACCCAAGUUCUAAUCAAGUUGCCGUUUCCCUUCAUAUCUACACCCCCCCCAAUGCCGCCGAUUAUGGCUAUCACAUUUUCGAUGGGGCCACAGGAAAGGCUAGUUUUGUAUCGCAAGCACAAUCCCAUUCGAAUGCCUAGAAGCCUGCUGGUCAGGCAUGCCACACGAAAUGUCCUGGAAUACUUGUCGUCAACUGACAACCAAACUACAGGGUCGGGUACCCUUUUCCUUGCCACAUUUUCUGUCAGACUUGUUCAUGGCUCGUAU